AUGUCUCCCAGCCUGCAGGAAGGGGCUCGGCAUGGGGAAAGCAAGCCCUCGCCCUGCUCCUUUUCAAUUGAGAGCAUUUUAGGAUUGGACCAGAAGAAAGACUGUGUUCCAUCAAUGAAACCCCACAGGCCCUGGGCAGACACCUGCGGCUCCUCAGGGAAAGAUAUUAACCUAUGUGUACAUAUCCCGAGCCUUCCUACCGGGAGCUCAUUCCCUUGUACUGUGGAUCGCCCAGUGCCAGAAGAAAGAUUUUUGAAAUAUGAAAAUUACUUUUCGCCCUCAGAAAGACUGUCUUUGAAAAGAGAACUGAGUUGGUAUAGAGGACGAAGACCAAGAACUGCUUUUACUCAAAACCAGAUCGAAGUGUUGGAAAACGUCUUUAGAGUAAACUGCUAUCCUGGCAUUGAUAUCAGAGAAGACUUAGCUCGAAAACUGAAUCUAGAGGAAGACAGAAUCCAGAUCUGGUUCCAAAAUCGGCGUGCAAAGCUGAAAAGGUCCCAUAGGGAAUCACAGUUCCUAAUGGCGAAAAAAAAUUUCAACACGAAUCUCCUGGAGUAG
Messenger RNA from Hyaena hyaena (striped hyena), 558 nucleotides. RefSeq names its product HESX homeobox 1 (gene HESX1). The transcript has 4 exons. Gene Ontology annotation, biological process: forebrain development; pituitary gland development; regulation of transcription by RNA polymerase II. The record is from RefSeq and is a predicted model, not a curated record. Gene Ontology annotation, molecular function: DNA-binding transcription repressor activity, RNA polymerase II-specific; RNA polymerase II cis-regulatory region sequence-specific DNA binding. Gene Ontology annotation, cellular component: nucleus. NCBI's taxonomy places the organism in Eukaryota, Metazoa, Chordata, Mammalia, Carnivora, Hyaenidae. The coding region runs from base 1 to 558 and encodes 185 amino acids.